AUGCGUUUCACGGAUGAACCACCUGGGGCACGAGACUUCGCGUGCUCCUACAUGCAUACUCUCAACGUCUUCUCGGUCAAGCUUGCUGGACUACAUCGGGAUUUGGCAUGGCCAUGGCAUGUGUUCGGCAUCAUCGCCGCACGCGACACUCUGGAUCACAAUCGCAAUAUCAUCUUCCAUCGCACCAGGGAUAACUGUCAAAUCAUCCAUCAGAAGGAUCCCUACCUAGAAUUGACAGGUCCUAUCCGUGGCAUCGUGGUGAUUGAUCCCGUGAAAUUUGAGGUUGUGCUGAAAGCAAAGGGCUCCACUGAAUCCGAGGACAAAGAUUUAAGCUUUCUGGUUGUGCGGGAGUACUUAAGUGACGGUAGUCAGAGUCGGUCACUUGCGAUCAACAAAAUCAGGACUAGCAAGCUUAGCACACUAGAGUUGACAUUCGGCCACAUUGUUCGCUCUGUGGAGGCCACGAUUAGUGUGAGAGUGAUUGGCGGGUCAUGGCCAGAUGGGUUUCGAGGUGUAUUUACCGCUGCCACUGGCAGCAUAACCCACAUGAAGUUCUUGUUGCUUUCUUUUAGAAACUGUAAGUUUCCUGUCAAGUCCGACGGAAUGAUCUUGCUGUCACGCUGUGUUGUUUACGUCGAACUCGAUGGAGAGCUCGGGGUUUCCGUCAUGGCACGGUGCGAAGACAAGGAGACAACUGUUGAUCAGAGUGAUGAUAACGUUUUUACACCUAAGAAAGCCGGUAGAAGCCAUGAUAUCCUCAAGAUUGGGCCGUGUGAGAUGGAAGUCACCGUGGCCUGGUCCGUUUUCUCGGAUCGUAUACUUGUGCGUGGCGGAUAG
Molecule: messenger RNA, 837 nt
Organism: Triticum dicoccoides
Lineage: Eukaryota; Viridiplantae; Streptophyta; Magnoliopsida; Poales; Poaceae
Exons: 3
Coding region: 1-837 (278 amino acids)
Source: RefSeq, a predicted model, not a curated record